ACCAUACCAUAGCGGCAUAGCCACCGAGACGUACGAGGAGAAAGGGAGAAGAGGCACGAGAAGAGGAAUGGGGGAGGGCGCGGCAUGCAGCUUCACGCCGGGGCGCCGGGGGGUGCUGUGGCGGUGGCGCGGCCUCGGCCGGCGCCGUAAGCUCCAGGUCGCCCGGCUCGGCGGCGGCGGCGUAAGCACAAGCGGUGGCCGUGGCCGUUGCCGCGGGCUCCUGCGGCGGCUCCGCCUGCGCUGGCUCCGGCGCGCCGUCCGCAAGCUGGCCGCGAUCUACAUGGCGGCGCUGGCAGGCCCGCCGGCGUGGGUCGGCGUGGAGCCCUGCUUCGCCACGCCCUUCGUCUUCGUCCCCAACGCCCGACCGUUCUUCUUGUGAAGCCGCCGACCUGCUGCCUUGCCGGCCGGGCAGAGCUUUUAGGGAAGACUGCCGAGUGCCGACACCCGUGAUCUUGGCAUGAUUUGCAUGCGCAAAACUCUGCUUGAUUCCUGUCCUUGCUGUCGUAAUUUCGCUUGCGUAACAAGUUCCCGUUUGUCUCAAAUUUGUCAAUAAUUCGCUCUACAGUCAGGGAAGCAAAUACUCAUUCGAACUUUGCAGGUAAAAAAGCAAAAACUCUCUCAGUUCAAAAGUACUACUAUAAAGUGUAGAGGUUAUUUUUUAAAAAGAUCAAACUUCUCUAUAUUUGAAAAUUUUAUAGGACAAGAUUACAUUGACGACUUCCUGGCCGCUGCUACUACAAGAUUCUGUGGGUUUAAACAAGUUUGCUCCACUCAAACAAAGAAGACUCCGGCACCUCUGAAAAUUUGCAUGUAUUUUACAAUUUCUAUAAAGGUCUUUUUCUAAUAGUUUAUGCUAGUUAACAUAUGUCCUUUGGCCUUUUCAUCACACAAAAAAGUAAGCAAUUGUGGGAUUUUCAAAAGAGUCUUUUAAACGGCAUUGCAAUCCACAUUUGAAAAUCAAACUCUGACAUUUCAAAGAGAACCCUGCACUAGUCUCUUCAGGGAGGAAAACCGACCCAUAGGAUCACAUCUCAGAUCGCAAC
Messenger RNA from Triticum aestivum (bread wheat), 1043 nucleotides. RefSeq lists its product as uncharacterized. The transcript has a single exon. Lineage: Eukaryota; Viridiplantae; Streptophyta; Magnoliopsida; Poales; Poaceae. The record is from RefSeq and is a predicted model, not a curated record. Bases 68 to 379 code for a protein of 103 amino acids.